AUGAUUGCUGAAAUGUAGAGUAAUGAAGAUCUAUUAGUAAUGUGUAGAAUCUGUGAAAAAUAGGUAUGAAUGCUCUAUUACAUGUUUAGACAGAUGCUUCAUUGAUUGAGAAUCAUUUGGUUAAUUGUUAAGAAAUCUUUGAAGCUAGAAAGCAAUUGCAUUAAUUGGAUGUAUAAAUACAAAAGUUGGCCGAGUUGGCAUAAAAUAGCUUUAGGACACUAAAUACAAAAUAUCAAAUUCAUAAGUCUAAAUAGGCUAGAUAUACAAACCAUGAAAAUCGAGGGAUGAGAAGUAGUGCUCCAUUGUAAUUGAAUCAACCAGAAGAUUGUACAAGUGAAGAAACAGGUUCAAGAACAAACAAGGUAAAUGUAAACAUGUAUAAUAAUAGUGUACUGUGAAAUCAAGGUUUGCAAAUAUAGGAACAAGCUUAGCAAAUAAUGAAGUUUCUGAGGAUUAACCUGAAUAGGAAUGUGUGAUUUAGAUUGUUUAAGAAAAUAUUACAGGAGAGGAUCUUGAACGAAUAAUGAAACAAUAGAUUAAAUUAUCAAAGAAAAUAGAAUAAUAGAAAUAAGGAAUUAAGUUUGCACAUUCUCCUUCUCCAGAAUUCAAAUAAAUUAGUUCUCCAUUAUCAAAUGGAAUGGGGAGUCCAUUCUCUCUUGAGUACUUUAUAAUGAAUAUCAAUUAGUGAUAAUAAUGAAAUUUUAAAAGAUUUGAGAUUACAGUUAAACUCUCUUUCGAUAAUUACUAAAUAUACUGAAGAAACUCUUAAAACUCAUCAUGGUACUUAAUCAAUUUAAUUUGAUCUUAAAAUAUAAGUUGAAUUGUUCAACAUCAAACAUACACUAUAAAAAGAAGUAUAAGAUCUUGUAAAAAUGACUUUGAAAUUAAUUGAAGUAAAAUUGAAAAAUAUUUUAUAAUUUUAGGAAAAGGUUUAAUGUACAUAAAAAAUUUCAAGAUUACAAAAAUUGAUAUCUGAAGAAGAUAAGCUUGAAAAUCUUACUUCUCCUCUUCGUAUUAAGAAUAAUAAAGUUGAAACUGGAAAUCGUAGAACUUCUUUAGGUAAUUCAUUAUAAGAACAUUUUGAAAUGUUAAAAAAUAGUUCUAAUGGAUCUAAAUGGUUAAAUAAGUAAAAUAUUAUAUCUAAAUUUGAUAAUAAUCAAUAAGUUUAAUCCAAAACUUUUACUGAAGGUGUAGGAAAAGAUUGUAUCUUUUAAAAAUGUUUAAGUGAAUCUGAAGAUGCAGGAGAAAGUAGUAAUUAAUCAGAUUCAGAAGAUGUAACAUCUAAAGAAAUCAAAAAUAAUAUUACUAAGAAAUCACUUGAAGAAUCUUUUGAAAUGGAAGAAUUUGUUAAACAAUCAAAAAGCAAUAUAAUUUCAUUUAAAGAUUUAAAUUAAAAUGAUAUAGUAUUAGAAAAAUGUGAUUUUGAUAAUGAAAAAGAAUAGAAAGUUAAAGGAUAUUAUAGUGAUGGAGAUUUCAAAACAACUAAAUUAGUUAAAAAUAAAUAAUUGUAUAAAAUAUUAAUUAUUUUAGAUUAAAUGUAACACUAUAAGAUUUUGAAUUUAUAUAAGUAUUAGGUGUUGGAGCUUUUGGUGCAGUGUGGUUAGUUUGUAAAAAAAAGACUAAAGAUUAUUAUGCAAUGAAAGUUAUAGAUUGUAGAAAUAAGAAUAUAAAUGAAAUUUAAAAUUUAAGAGCAGAAAAAAAUGUAUUUGAAAUUUUAGAAGGUGAUUUUGUAGUAAAAGCCUAUUAUUCUUUUAUUUAAGAUAAUUGUUUAUUAUUUUUAUUAGAAUAUAUGAUGGGGGGUGAUUUUAGUUAAGUACUUUAUUAAUAUGGACGUAUUUCAGAAUCAUUAGCUAAAUUUUAUUUAGCUGAAUUAUUAUUAGCAAUUGAAUCAUUACAUAAAAAAGGAAUUAUUCAUAGAGAUUUAAAACCAUAAAAUAUAUUAUUAGAUGCAUAAGGUCAUCUAAAAUUAGCUGAUUUUGGAUUAUCUGAAAUUGCUUUAGUAUAAAAAAUUAAAGAAGGAAAAGAUGGACUUAAUUGUUCAAUAGAUCCUGAAGCAUUACCUAUGAAUGUAUCAAAAAGAAAUAUUAAAACAAAAUGUAAUAUAGAAUUUCAUUUACAAAAUACUACUAGUAAGUCAAGUAUUUAAGAACGUACACAAUCAGGAAAAAGAUAGAAUAGAAUUAUUGGAACUCCUGAUUAUAUUCCACCUGAAGUUAUUUGUGGAUUAUCUAUAUCAAAUUUUUCAAUAGAUUGGUGGGCUUUUGGUGUUAUUGCAUAUGAAUUUUUAGUAGGAAUUCCACCAUUUAAUGAUUCUAGUAUUCCAAAAGUGUUUGAGAAUAUAAUGAAUAGAUUUAUAGAAUGGCCAGAGAUAGGCAAUGAAGAAGAUAUGAUGAGUUAAGAAGCCUAUGAAUUAAUUAAUUCAUUAUUAGAACCAUAAUAUCAUAAGAGACUUGGACAUACAGGUGCUGAAGAAUUAAAAUGUCAUAAAUUUUUUAAUGGAAUUGAUUGGAAUAACAUUAGAAAUUAAGAAGCUCCUAUGAUUCCAAUAAGAGAUUUAGAUUAAUUAGAAGAUGAAGAGAGUAAUAUCACAAAGAAAAAGAAUGAAGAAGUAAAAAUGAAGGAUAGAUUACAGUCAGUAUAAGUGUCACAUGAUGGAAAUUUAGAUGAUGUAGCCAAUCUUACUAGAGUUGAUCUAUUAGCUAAGAUUAGUUAAAAGGAUGCUGAGAAUGUAAUGAAAAAAAGAUCGAUUCGGAAGACUAUUUAACAAUUUCUAUGA
Paramecium primaurelia is the source of this 2776-nucleotide messenger RNA. NCBI's taxonomy places the organism in Eukaryota, Ciliophora, Oligohymenophorea, Peniculida, Parameciidae. The record is from the annotation of a GenBank genome assembly.